AUGGCAGCCAGAUAUAUCGUGCCAGCAUUGGCCAUCGUCGGCUCAGCAGCGGCGCAAUCAUCAUGCAGUGUCUCCGGGACCACCACAAUCCAAAGUCAAGGUGACGCGACCGCGCUCGCAGCUUGCCAAACCUUCACCGGCUCCAUUGCCAUUGCAAGUACCGCCGUCAACCAGAUCGCCCUUGAUGGCAUCCAGAGAAUAUCGGGCAGCUUGAUUGCGAACAACGUGACCCAGGUGACCGCCCUCUCCGGCUCUAGCUUGACCCAGAUCGACGAUUCCUUCAUGCUCAAUGGCUUGACCAUCCUUACAUCACUCAACUUCCCAAGACUGGAGGCAGUGGACACGAUCGAUUGGGAGGCACUCCCAGCGCUGCAAGGUCUGUCAUUCACCACUGGCGUGCAACAGGCCAGUCAAGUAUCUAUCCAGAACACCCAACUCCAGAGCCUCAGCGGUAUCAACCUCCAGAUCGUGCAGCAGAUGACCAUCGCCAACAACCCAUACCUCAACGAGAUCAACAUGCAGCUCGGUAACAUCUCCCAGUCCCUCAUCCUCGAGGCCAACGGUCGCAAUGUCAGCGCUACCUUCCCGAACUUGGAGUGGGCCUUUAACAUGACCUUCCGCAACGUGUCGCAAGUGAGCAUUCCAUCGCUCGCCUCUAUCAACGGCUCGAUGGGCUUCUACGCCAACUUCUUCUCGAGCUUGGCUGCACCCAACCUUACCUCCAUUGGUCAGACCCUCUCGUUCGUCAGCAACGAGGCCUUGACCAACUUGAGCUUCCCUGAGCUCACCACUGUUGGUGGUGGUCUGCAGGUUGCCAACAACACCGAUCUCCAGACCAUCAACGGCUUCUCUGCCUUGAAGACUGUCGGUGGCGCUUUGGAUUUCAACGGAAACUUCACUGAGGUUGAUCUCCCAGCCAUCUCCGAUAUCCGUGGUGCGUUCAACCUCCAGUCCGCUGGCGACAUCAGCAAUGCUUGCAACCACUUCAAGCCUCUGUCCGGCUCCAACAACGUCAUCAAGGGUACCUACACCUGCUCCGGCGGCGAAUCGCACCCGGGCGGUACUGGCACCUUGAGCCCCGGCACGAACACCGGCAGCAGCUCCUCUUCCUCCUCUUCCGCCAAGAGCUCAGCCAACAGCUUGUACAUCUCUGGCACGACCGGCCUAAUCGGUGUCGUGGCUGCGAUCUUUGGUAUGCUUUAA
Molecule: messenger RNA, 1203 nt
Organism: Recurvomyces mirabilis
Lineage: Eukaryota; Fungi; Ascomycota; Dothideomycetes; Mycosphaerellales; Teratosphaeriaceae
Product: cell wall protein Ecm33
Exons: 3
Coding region: 1-1203 (400 amino acids)
Biological process (GO): fungal-type cell wall organization
Cellular component (GO): plasma membrane; fungal-type cell wall
Source: RefSeq, a predicted model, not a curated record